This is a messenger RNA of Daphnia pulex (common water flea), 934 nucleotides long. RefSeq lists its product as uncharacterized. The transcript is spliced from 4 exons. The record is from RefSeq and is a predicted model, not a curated record. The coding region runs from base 129 to 653 and encodes 174 amino acids. Lineage: Eukaryota; Metazoa; Arthropoda; Branchiopoda; Diplostraca; Daphniidae.
UUUGAUUCAAUCGUUAAGCAGACGCCAGACGUCACAGACACACCUUAAAAACACAACACCAAGUCACCACACAGGCCUGUCACUCAACGUAGGCCACACCGGCACCUCAGACUGGUUAACGCUUGAAGAUGGACCACAGUAGAAGGAAUGCCAUUGGCAAACCCAAAUUCAGGGUAGCUACUUGCGAAAAUUGGUCGGGAGAGGCAACCAGAGGAGGUGUUUUCCGACUGGAUGAACAAAGCGUCUACGUCACUAUCGGUGAUAAUGCGGUUGUCAAGAAAGGAGUUCGCAAGGAGGACCCCAUAUGGAUGAGAGAAAGUACCGUCGAUAAUGAAGCUGCUACCAGCACCAAUGACAAUAUUGCUGGACCUACGAUCAUUGACGAGAUGGAGCUACCUACUCUCUCUACGGAGAAGAAUCGCAACCAAGAAGACAUCAUGUCGGUCCUUAUGGAACUCGAAAAACCAAGUACAAAGGCCGCUGUUCCAGCCAAUUCAAGUGAUGUCGAGCUGAUGGACACUGACUCGGAAGAAGAAGUUUCUCUGGUGAGAGUUGGAAACUUGGAAUUCCCUGUUCAAGAAGUUCCAGCUGAACAGGUUGCCCGGAUGGCGGCUUCCGAAAAGGAUGCCUACGUCGACUUGCACUUCUUGUAACCAUUGCUACCUCUCGAUGAAUAUUUGUACUAAGGCUAUUUCGAUUCCUGGUGUAACUUGUCUACUUCUCGCCAGAUACUCCCUGGUUUUCUCGAUCUCUGUUUUCUCAAGGUGCUAUUUGCUCGGUUUCUCAAAUGUGCGAAAGACAAAGAAAAAAUUCUUCCUUUUCCGUUUACUCCUCUCUUUCGUUUCUUCUUCCGUUUUGCAUCUGUGAGACUUGAGACUUCUCAAAACAAAAUUUAAAAACACUACAGAUUCGAUUACACUUUGAUUAAAUUUUU